UAUAAACUUUAACUAGACAAUACAACACAACUCGGUGAUAAAUACAAUUUUAAUGAGUUUGUUUGUAAUAUUAAAGACUUUGAAGAAGAUGAAAUCAAAAUGCGUACAAAUAAUAAAAGGAAAGUAUCAGUAACCGAAGAGUAUUCGUGUUGUAAAAAAUUGUCCCUUUUUGCUUGUGUUUGUGGAGUUCUUUCGUUAUUAUUACACACGUAUAGUUACGUGGAAAGUGAAGGUAAAAAUAGUAUAGAGACGUUAAUGAAGAGAGAAUUAGAUAAUGAGUUAGAAGAGAAGAUUAAAUCAUAUUUAAGUGAAUUAUCAAUGGAUCCGCGUAGAAGUAAAAGAGAUGCUAUGCUUAAACCAUCACCGAUCCAAGAUGACAACACCGUCGCACCUCAUGUUGAAUUCUUUAACCCGAAAAUGCGUGGAGAGCUCGAAGAAAAGGAUGCUAUAGAGAUGAAGAGGACCGGAGCCAAGGGACCAGCUCCUGGUGGCGAUACCUGGGUGUGGCUCACCAGUUACUCCAGAGUUCCUUACAACGUCGUGCAAGGUUUCUGCAGAGCUACUCAGGAUUAUUGUCCACCUGGAGUUCAGGGGCCGAAGGGACCUACGGGCGAGCCAGGUCCUAAAGGUGACCGAGGUGAUCCCGGCGCUCCAGGCACUCCUGGAAGAGCAGGGGCUAGAGGACCAGUUGGACCACCCGGAACGAAAGGUGAUCGAGGUUUGCCAGGUAAUCCAGGAUUAGACGGUCGUGAUGGUGUACCGGGAGAGCCUGGGCUUGAUGGCUUAUCAGGGAGAAACGGAGCGGACGGAGCACCGGGGAAAGAUGGCCGUGACGGUAUACCAGGGCGAGAUGGUAGCCCAGGGAAAAAUGGAAAAGACGGUAAAGAUGGGAAACCGGGAGCAUAUGGACCACAAGGCCCUAGAGGUCUGAAAGGUGAAAAAGGACCAAUUGGCCCGAAAGGGACGCGUGGUAACGACGGUCGUGACGGCGCUCCAGGGAGGCCCGGACUAUCAAUUUACAACUAUACAAAGGAAAAUCAAAUGUUCAUCCCCCCAACAUUUGCUUUGGAUAACCCUCGUCUAAUAGUACGUGAAGGAGACACUAUGAGGAUGGAUUGCAAUCCCAAAGGCUUUCCAGAGCCUACUAUAGAGUGGCGUAGAGCUGACGGGACCCCCAUCAUACAAGGUUCGUGGAGAGAUGCAUCUGUGAGUGGACAUAUUUUGAACAUACCAAACGUGUCUCGCUGGCACACGGGCCAGUACGUCUGUCUUGCUAACAACGGGAUGCAACCUCCUGCCAAUCAGACUACAUACGUGGAAGUACACUUUAGCCCAUACAUUCGAGUGCCAAACAAUAUUGUGUAUGUCUUCAAUAAAACAGCGAAAAUAGAAUGCGAGGUACAAGCUUGGCCUGAACCUGUCCUGGCUUGGGAAGUAGACGGCGUUACAAUAGAAGGCACCAGGUACAAGACUGAAGUGGCCACAACCGGAGACGUGUGGAGAUGGAUCAUGACGUUAGAGGUUCCUCACAUCAGGGAGCAAGAUUUGAGACAAUUCAGCUGCGUAGCCAAAAACGAACUUAACAACCAAACUGUUAAAGGACAUAUUCGAUUGAUGCUACCGGGACCCAAUCAACACAUGCAAGUUCAGCAGCCAACGGAGUACGGCUCCCGGCCUCCAACUCUGACGUCAUACGAGGAGCUGUGCCAGGUGCAGAAAUGUCCAACGUGUCAGCGAUGUGACCGCACCGUACUCCUCAUAUCCUCGAUGAACGGCACCACAGCGUAUAAGCCCAGGAGAAACACGAAUUGUCAGCUGUACGCUAUCGGGAAGCCGGUGUAUCAUCGCUACAAAGAUGAGCUGUUCGGAGCUUGGCUGCGAGAUUCAAACGCCACUGAUAACCAGAAAGAAAAGCUGUGGACAACACAAGAGACUGACGUGGAGAGGCUCAGAGAAUACAGAACGAAGGGCAGCUUCAAGAAAGACCACGUCGACGAGUUUCACAAGUUGCAGAAGCCAUUCUUUGGUAACGGCCACAUAGUGUACAGCGGGUCGUUCUUCUACCAAGCGAACGAGUCUGGACACCCGGGAGACAUCAUCCGGUACGACCUCACGCAGAGCCGCAUCAAAUCGGUGAAGCUUCCUCACGCUGCCGGGAGGCUCUACAUGGCGCAGCAUAAUCAGGUGGACUUCAGCUCUGAUGAUAACGGAUUGUGGGCUAUUUAUUCCAUUGAAAAUUCUAACAACACGGCAGUAGCUAAGCUCAGCUUUGAUCCGAACAAAGACGACUUAAAUAUUGACUACAUUUGGAACAUCUCAUUAAACCAUAAACAGGUUGGUGAAAUGUUCAUAGUAUGCGGAGUGUUGUACGCGCUCGACUCGGCAACGGAGCGAGACAGUAAGGUGACGGUUGCCAUCGACCUGUACCAGAGCAAGCCCAUUGAGGUGACGCUGCAGUUCACCAACCCAUUCAGAAAGACCACGCAGCUUGGAUACGACCACGCGCUGAAGGAACUCUACUCAUGGGACCGUGGAAACCAACUGACAUAUCCUGUACGAUACAAUGAACUGCCGGGUCCAUAGCACCAAAUACUAAUCAGUUGUGAUACGCAAAACCAAAGGCGAUAAACUAGUGACUGAUUAUCGUGUUCCUAAACUCCACUCACUGUAGUAAUAAUUGUACAUGAGUAUUUAAAUAAUCAGAUAUAUCUCUAGAUACAAAGUUCUAUAUUUGAUACAAAUUGUAUAGAUCAUUCUUUCCCAAACAUUGCUCUGCCGUGGCAAGGUAAUUUUCUCUAUACCACUUCGUGUCCAAUUUAAUACUUUUAAUCCCAAGCUGGUUGAUAGUAGAUAACAUUUUUAAAACAAGGCGGGAGCAUUCCGACCCGAUUUUUUAUUUUGAUGAUAGCGCGACCCGGUAAAUGGGAAUCGCUCGUAUAGAUAAAUAUAAUUUAAAUUAAAUAAAUAAUUUAAGUGUAA
This is a messenger RNA of Leptidea sinapis, 2979 nucleotides long. RefSeq lists its product as uncharacterized. The transcript is spliced from 17 exons. Gene Ontology annotation, biological process: signal transduction. The record is from RefSeq and is a predicted model, not a curated record. Bases 100 to 2583 code for a protein of 827 amino acids. Lineage: Eukaryota; Metazoa; Arthropoda; Insecta; Lepidoptera; Pieridae.